Vigna unguiculata (cowpea) is the source of this 5031-nucleotide messenger RNA. RefSeq lists its product as uncharacterized. Lineage: Eukaryota; Viridiplantae; Streptophyta; Magnoliopsida; Fabales; Fabaceae. The record is from RefSeq and is a predicted model, not a curated record.
UUGCCUUUAAGGGUGUGAAGCCAACACAUGCUGUUUUUCAACAUUCUCCGUCAGCAUCAGCAGCGUCAUCACACGUUUCUAUUGGGCCAAGGUUCCUUCAAUCAUACAACAGCCCAAUAGAAAAUCAUUCCAUUCCAAGCCUUCGGUUCUCGUCACGUGGAUAUUCUGUAGAAUGAACCCAAACCCUGCUUCCUCUCGCUCGAGGAGCACCGUUAAGGUUCUUCACGCGGCCUCACUUCCAUUUCAAAUCUGCCAGCCCAAAUUUCCUUUCCUUUUCGCAUGCGCAUCAGUUCUUCACGAAGCCCAUCUCAUGAUUUCUUCCAUAGGGUUUGCUUCUACUCAUGAGUGUUCCAGUAGUAAUAGUUAGGGUUCCUUCCACGCACCCAUUUCCCGUUAGGACUCUUGUACACGGCCUCGCUGCCGUUAGAUCCUUUCUUGUUUUCCUUCUGUUUUAUCAUGGUUGCCAUUAGAACUAUAAAAUGGCAAGCCGUUUCUUUGUAAGUCAGCUUUGAUGAAUGUUAGUUUGGUUGAGAGUACUCCCAUCGUUCGUCUUAGCUCCCCUUUCCCUUUAGAUGAGGAUUUCUCCUCCUAGGGUUCCAAAUACAGUGUUCGUGUGAGUUCAGUGUGAGAACGAGAGCGAAUCCAAUCUUAAGAGUCUUCCGCUGCGUUUCCCUGUCGAUUCCACCGAACAAUCGACAUUUGGAGGCUAUUCUCCAACGAACAGAGCACGUUUCCGCCGAUCAAUGGCGCCGAUGGCCUCAUCAAGUGGUAUUCAGUGCCACUCGAUUCUCGGUUUUCUUCAAAGCUAAGUAUUCGAGCACUCUCUCUACUAUUUUUCUCUUUAUAUGUUCGAUUCUGUCUUGUUCUAUAUUCGUUUGAGUCAUUUUUGCUUCUCUGGUGUUGAUCUUGUGCUAUGUGAUGUGUUUUCGUGCUGAAAUUAAUUCAUUACUAUUGUUCAGAUUGCCUUGAAUCAAUAACUGUGAUGUUGAAAUGUUUAGCUCUCUGAAUCUGCCGUUCAAUGCAUGUCCAUUAGGUUUGAUUUCAAUUUUUAUUACCUAGCUUUGAAUUUUAUAUUCUCGUGUUUUUGUCUUAGGUUUUGUUUAGUUUGUUUUGUAUGUCAGUGAUUCCAUAGAUGUGUGCUUAAACUGUGUCACUGUUUCGAAUCUCAUUCAAUUUCUGUUUUGUUUUUGAAUCCUUCGUUUUUGUUAUUAAAAGUGUUCUAGAGUUCUGAGUUGGCUAAUAGAUCAUUAACAACUAUCUGCAGUGCAUAUUGCCACUGAUUCAUGUUUUCUUCAUGCUAUUGUUGUCUUAAUGUUGAUUUCCAUGUGCUGUUUGAUUCUGUUCUUGCUCUGGAAAUUGAAAUUGUUAGCCAAGGAUUGCUCCUUCCUUAGCACAUAAUGAGUAUUCCAUCGUAGUUUAAUCUGAUUCGCAUCAGAAUUUAUGUGUGGACACUCUUGCUUUGGUUGGUGAUUGCAUAGGUUGUUUCAGUGCUCUUGUGAAAUCUGUUUUGUUGAAUCAGUGCCUGACCCGUUAGUUGCCUUUGAUGCAGUUUCCAAAUAUUUUCAGAGUAUAUGCUUGUUGCUUCUCGUUGUUGUUUCUUUGUCAAAGUUCAAUUUCUGCUCUGGAAACUUAUUUUGAUUAUUCCUUGUUCAUCAUUGCAUUUGCAUCUGUCAUGGGUUUGCUAUAUCACAAUUUUAUUGUCUGUGAUUAGCCUAGAUAUCAUGAUUCAACCAAUUUAAUUACUGUUCUUUGCUGUUGAGGUUGUUUCUCUUCUGAAUCAGGACUUUCAAUGUGCAUAGUUUGCUCAUAUUCAUAUUUGAUUGAGUCCUGCUCUGAUGGCAGUGUAGCACGAUGGUAUUCUCAGUUGUGUUUAAGUGCUUUAUGAAAUAUGGUGCCUCAGCUUAUUCACUUGCUACAUUCAUCUGAUUUUUGUUUCAGCACUGCCAUGUAAUUUUUGAGUUCCAGUUUCUGUUUUCUCAGAUUACAAUCAUUAAAGUUGUUUCACUUUGCUGUUGGCUCCUUCAUUCUGUCACAGAAUCAAUUUCUGCUCUGUUGUUCAGCUUGAUUUGCACUUGAUUCUGUGUUAGCUCCUGCAAAAUCACUGUUUUGGCAGCCUUUGUAGGUGAAGCCUCCUCUUGAAGGUGGAGUGGUGAGUGACUUUGUUGUGAGAGUACAUUGCCGAGAGAAUUAUGGUGUAAGCUGGGACUUGAAGAGCAUCAAAGUGGGAGACACACUUGAGGGAGACUUAUUUGGAGGCUGGCCGAGAGAGAGACAUAGAUUAGCAUAACUGUCUUUUAUUUUGUGUUUUGCUGUUUUCAUAUCACGACAUUUGUGUAUUAUUUCUUUUUCAGUAUUUUCCUUUCAUUUGGCUUAGGUGGGAAAAUGCUUUAGAGCAAUCUCAUCCUUAGCAUUUAUUUGUAAUAGUUUAAGCGUUUAGUGUGAGGUUCAAGGGGUUCCAAAGGCCACUUGAAUUUUCACUUAGGAUUUUUUUCGUCUAGUUUAAGUUUUUCGCCUUUAUGUUUUCUGUUUUAUGUUUUAAUGCCCAGGUUUUGUGUGUUUGCCAUUUCUGUUUUAGGUCCUCGUGAUAUCUAGGUGCCAUUUGUUUUACACCUAGUUGACCUUCUUUUGGUCUUUAAGUUUUCACUCUUUUCACACACUUUGUCAAUUUGUUUUUCACCCAUCUGUUUCAUUUGUAUUUUUAUUUGAGAAAUUUUGUGAAAGCAUUUUAGAGAUCUUUGGCUAGGAAAGGCUUGGUUCCUAAGCUUGUCCAUGUGACUCACCUCUCUUUCCUGGGAGUAUGUCUAGAAUUCUUUUCCACUACUUUCUCUUUAGAAAUUCAUUAACUUUGUGAAAAAAAAAAUUGUUUUGUCAAAAGUGUUUCAAAAUGAGUUUUUCUUUUUCUAACCGUAUGCAUAUAGAUAGGCAUAAUAGUGUGCAUUUAGGUAGACAUAGUAGUCAUGAGUUGCAUCAUACCAUUCAUAGUGACAUUCCAUUCUUUGGGGAAGAUAUAGGACCAAUAUCAUUUAAAGAUUGGAUGUGGGAUACUGAAAAAUUGGUGCAACCUUUGUUUACUAAAUAUAGUCAUAUAGACAUUCUUAGGCAUGUUACAUCUAGAUUUGUAGGACGUGCAUUAGAUUGGUGGCAAGAGAGGCAAUAUCUAGUGAAAAAGGGGAGAACAUCAUGCAUCAAUACAUUUUAUGAAUUAAAAACAUGCAUGUGGAAACAUUUCAUACCCCCUUCAUUUAGGACCACUAAAGCACAACACGUUAGGAUAGAAGACUUCAUUGACAUUGGGGAUGCAUUCAUCCAAAACAUUGCUAAGUUUUCUAGACUAGAAAAAGAUUUUAAGCACAAUUUAGACUUGCUCUUGAGUGAACAACGAAAGAGAGAAAAAUACAAGAGAGAGCAAGCUAAACAUCAACAGCUUCGAGAGUUUGAAAAGAAGAGAGAAAAAGAAGCGCUCGAGAAGCUUUGUGCUAAAAGAGAACAAGAGAAAAGAGAGAUAAAUGAGAAGAAAAAAAGAGAGGAAGAAGAAAAGGCUAAAGAGGAGAAUCUAAGAAAAGCAAAAGAAAAGAAUGAGAGAAAAGAAUUAGAGGAAAGAGAGAAAAUAAAACAAGAGAGUAAUCUUGCAAAACAAUCACAAGUGGUAGAGUUAAAGUGUAUUUCAAAUGAGCGAACAAAACUCUGUGUUAGGAAUUUGGUGAUCAAUUCUUCACCAGUUCCUUACAUGAAGAUCCCAUUUUCAAAGGGCGUUUUCCCAUCUUUAACCUCUACUCACUUUUCCAUUAAAUCUUUUGUUUUGUUUUCUUUUCAAAAUUUUUGUUCUCCAUCUCAUUUCUUUAUUUCAUCCUCCUCAACUUGUUUUGCCAAAACACACUUUGAUAUUAAAGUUCUUUUCAAAAAUCAUCUUAGUCAAAGUGUGAAACAUUUCUUUUGUGAAGUGGGCUUAAUACCAUCUUUUUCAAUCUUCAAAGGCCCAUUUUCACAAUUUUUCCAUCCAAUUUUACUGCAUGGUCUUUAUGAUUUUAAUUCCAUUUUAUUUGAUGACUAUUGCAGAUUUGUUUUUGAUCCUGGUGGUACCAUUAUUUUUGUUGCUGUGAGCCUUUAAUAAUCCUCUAGAUCUGAGGACAGAUCCUCUUCAAGGGACAUUUUCAAAACAUCCUAAUGGGUAUUGGGCCUGCAGCCUAACUCCUCCUUUACACCUCCACACUGCAGCCAAUACCUUCAACAACAGCGUCAAUUGGGCGUCCUGUAACGUCCAAUUCAACAUGCAUUUCUCUUCACUUGAUUCCAGAAUGGGCCAAGAUCCACUUUCCUUCAAGCAGCCCAAUUUCACUCGCUAGGAAUAUUCUUCAAAUCCAACAGCCUUGAUAUAAGAUAGCAUGUGUGGACCAUGAUUACUUCAAACAACAGUUUGGGUUUGCAAUGUGAAGCUAGUUCAUUCACGUAUCUUCGUCAACAUUGAUAAAACGUGAAGCCCAUGUUUCCAACCCAAUUGCCUUUAAGGGUGUGAAGCCAACACAUGCUGUUUUUCAACAUUCUCCGUCAGCAUCAGCAGUGUCAUCACACGUUUCUAUUGGGCCAAGGUUCCUUCAAUCAUACAACAGCCCAAUAGAAAAUCAUUCCAUUCCAAGCCUUCGGUUCUCGUCACGUGGAUAUUCUGCAGAAUGAACCCAAACCCUGCUUCCUCUCGCUCGAGGAGCGCCGUUAGGGUUCUUCACGCGGCCUCACUUCCAUUUCAAAUCUGCCAGCCCAAAUUUCCUUUCCUUUCCGUAUGCGCAUCAAUUCUUCACGAAGCCCAUCUCAUGAUUUCUUCCAUAGGGUUUGCUUCUACUCAUGAGUGUUCCAGUAGUAAUAGUUAGGGUUCCUUCCACGCACCCAUUUCCCAUUAGGACUCUUGUACACGGCCUCGCUGCCGUUAGAUCCUUUCUUGUUUUCCUUCUGUUUUAUCAUGGUUGCCAUUAGAACUAUAAAAUGGCAAGCCGUUUCUUUGUAAGUCAGCUUUGAUGAAUGUUAGUUUGGUUGAGAGUA